This is a messenger RNA of Didymodactylos carnosus, 516 nucleotides long. The record is from the annotation of a GenBank genome assembly. NCBI's taxonomy places the organism in Eukaryota, Metazoa, Rotifera, Eurotatoria, Philodinida, Philodinidae.
AUGUUUGCUCUACAAAAUGAAUUUGUUAAAAGAAUUCCAGAAUCAUUUCUAAGAAAACUCGGAGUAUUCAAAAAUACAUUAAAUCACGGGAAAAAAACUGUUCGAACAGUUUUUUUUAGACUAUUAGCAAUAAGAACAUGGUGUUUACGAUUUCAUGGCUUUGAUAAAGAACAACAUGAAAACAUUGUCAAUAAAAUAACAAAUUUUACAAAUACUCGUCUUGGAUUAAAUUUAUCAACCUAUGAAAUCGAAAACUAUCAUAAUGUUGGUCCGCCAAGAAAUGGAUACAGAAGACCGAUCAUUGUCCGUUAUUUCAGUCGGGCUACUCGUCAACAAAUAUUACACUCAACAUAUCUAUUAAAACAAAAAAAAUCAAAAAUAUUUGUCGAAGAUUUAACUAAACGUACGUUAGCUUCAUUUCACGGUGCACGUAACUCGGUUAGUGAUACUGAAAAAAAAUCAAUUGUGACAAGAAAUGGUGAUGUCUAUCAAAAACAAUCUGACAAAUCCUUGUGA